GUUCCAUGAUGAACUGUUCUAAACCUCCUCCACCAUCCCUUAAUUGUGAUUAAGUUUAAUUUUUGAGGAGGUAAGAGUUCAAGAACGAUUGUAAGAACAAAGUAAAUGAUGCUCUGUUGCACAUAAACAACAAAUCAAAUGAACACAAUGAGCACAUUACUUACAUGACAUCACAUACUCUCUUUCUCUCUCAUCUAUAUAUAUAUAUAUAUAUAUAUAUAAGCUGAUACAAUAGACAAGACAGAUUGUUAUAUGGGUGUCCUUUAACAUAUGGUGGAAGUGUCUUCGUGCAGAGAAAUUAGUGUUGAGGACCACCAUCUAUGUGAUCUAAGAUUCCCAACCAAAGGGAAUUACAUGGACAUCUCUCUGAUUGAUUGUUGGAGGCACAACAUGACAACCUCUCAUGCAUUUGGAGGCAAGAUCAUGUCCAUAACAUCUGGCUUUGAUUUCAGCUGUGGCCUAUUUGCUGAGAACAGGAAUGCUUUUUGUUGGGGGUGAUGAAACUAUGAGUGGGUUUUUGAGCUUAAUUCCUAGACAUGCAAGGUUUCAGAUGAUUUCAGCUAGUGGGUUUUUGUUCCUGGCCCUUAUUGUUUUUAAUUUACAGGAUGUUUCAUCAUUUCUUGAAUUGCAUUUUUUUUUUCUUGGAAUGUUUUGAAUUUCUUGAAAUUUGAAAAUAUUUGUUUCAUCAUUUCUUGUUUUUAUUGUCUAAAACUAGGAGUGUCUUCCAUAACAGCAUGUCUAAAAGUUCAAUGAUGUAUAUUCCAGAUGGAACCGCCAGACUUGCUCCAUCUUCGAAUAAGCUAGACAUGGAACAUUUUGGAGAUGUUGGUUCCUUGGAUGAUAAUGUGGAAUCGUUCCUGUCACAUGAUGAUGGAGAUGCAAGGGACAUAUUUGGUACAUUAAAAAGAAGUCCAACAGAGCACAAUACAGAGUCUUCAAAGGGUUUUUCCUUCAGCGAACUUGGAUGUAUUCGUACAAGCAAUAACAAAGUUGUCUGCUUCCAUUUCUCUUCAGAUGGAAAAUUGCUGGCUAGUGCUGGGCAUGAGAAGAAGGUAAUGCAGGGUAGCUAUUUAAUAUCAACAUUCUGUUGUUGGAAUUGUGGACAAGAAAAACUCCAUUGUUUGACUUACUGGCUUGUUAGAGAUGCACUUGGAGCACUCAGGCGCACCGUGAUAUGGCUACUAGGAAAAACCUUAUCAUUUUUCCUGUUAUCUUGUGUCACUAUUAUGCUCUUUAUAUCUUUAAAAAAAAAAAAAAAAGCUCUUUAACUGAUUUAAUGCAUGCCUUUAUUUUAGUACAUUUUCCCAAUUUAUGCUACUAUGAACUGAUACAAUUUACAGGUUUAUGAGGAUCACCAUUUGAUACUACUUGUACACCUUUUCUGCAUGUAUGAUGCUGAUAUAUGUAUCCACGUCUGAUCUAUGAACAUGUUAUAAGGUCUUCUAAAUGGUCUACCUUUCCAGGACCAUUGAUCUGGUGAGCUGCUGUGUGGAUGGGCUAUAAGUGGUCUACUCCACUCCAAAAACCAUGCUUUCCAUCAGAAGCAAGGGGUCCAGCUGCCUUGUUGGGCCUUAGUUAAUGCUAUAACCCAUUUAGUAUCUAGGCUAGCAAUCAGUGUUGUGGAAGUGUUCUUUCAUUGUAAAUAUGAUUAAGGUUAAGUUACUAGUCUUUUGGGUUCAUUUCAGCUUAGCCUGACAUAGGCCAACUCCAUAGCAGAUACUUUUAGGAAGGCCUCUCUAAACCAGCCAUUUGCAUUGGAAAUCCAAAACCUCUUAAGACGUUGUCUUAAUGUAACCUUAUAGCCUAUUUUGGAAUGGAAAUGCCAGGAGGAAGUUCUAACCAUAGUGACUUUUUGUUUAGGAUCCAAUGUCUGUCCAAGACCAUUUAGCAAGUGGGUUUCUUGAAAUAUAAAUUGAUGAAAUGUCAUACCCAUGAAAAUGACAUUUUUUUUUUUUUUUUGGUUUUUUUUUGUAAAUUUCUUGAAAAUGUCAUUUCCAUUUCUCUCAUUUCCUGAAAAAUGCCCCCUUUUAGUUUCCUUGGCUAGACUGGCAACAAAUUUUCCAUGAAUAUAGAUUUGUAAAUGAAGAAAUUUUUUUCAAGAAAAUCUUGCUGAAAGACAAUCAUGGGAAACAGAUUUUCAUUUCUUACUGUUUUCUAGAUAUGGAGUUUCCCAAAAAACUCCAUUUUCUUCAAAAAAUAAAAAAUAAAAAAUAAAAAAAUUCCACAAAUCCAAACAGUCCUUAAAGUAGGCUUGAAGAGAUUGCUUUAUUCAUUGAUAGCCAGUCAAAUCAGAUUAAAGAGUUUGAAGCAGAGAGAGAGAGAAGCUGAUAUGAUUGCAAGAAGAUAAGAAGACUGAGCUGAAGUGGAGGUAUUUGGAAGAAGAAGUGGAACUAGAGAAGGAAUUUGAUGCUAAGCUGACCCAACUGAUGGACAAGUGACUAUUGUAAAUAGGUGCAAUCUUUGUCUUUUUUCUAUCAAAAUUUGAUUGUUGUUUCAGCUUUUUCUUAACCGUCUGUUUGCAAACCAUCAGUUAAGAAAACAGUUGGUUAGGAAAAAGAUGCAAGAACAGUCCAUGGUUUGGUGAGUAAGGCUUUUGAUCUAAGCCAGCUACAGAUGUGGUAGCUGCAAACAGAUCGUUAAGAAAAUGCUGCAACAAUAUUAAAUCUCCCAUUUAUUAAAGAAAGAUCGAGUAAUCUUUCUUUCUUUUUUUUUUUU
Messenger RNA from Magnolia sinica, 2715 nucleotides. Its product is annotated as transcriptional corepressor LEUNIG_HOMOLOG-like. The coding region runs from base 735 to 1268 and encodes 177 amino acids. The record is from RefSeq and is a predicted model, not a curated record. Lineage: Eukaryota; Viridiplantae; Streptophyta; Magnoliopsida; Magnoliales; Magnoliaceae. The transcript is spliced from 3 exons. Gene Ontology annotation, molecular function: transcription corepressor activity.